Bipolaris maydis ATCC 48331 is the source of this 1119-nucleotide messenger RNA. RefSeq lists its product as uncharacterized. The record is from RefSeq and is a predicted model, not a curated record. NCBI's taxonomy places the organism in Eukaryota, Fungi, Ascomycota, Dothideomycetes, Pleosporales, Pleosporaceae. Gene Ontology annotation, molecular function: oxidoreductase activity.
AUGGCGGCGCUAAACUUCAGAACGCUGUAUGCGUUCUUUGUCUCGGUUUCACUUCUUAGUGUGUUGGCGUCCGCAGAUCCUCUCCAUGCGUUAAUGGCCCGUGGCCGACCGGCCAUGAACGCUGCGAUUAGGAAUUCCACAACAUGUACCAAGGACAAGUUGCGCAUCCGUCGAGAAUGGGGUGACUUGUCCGUUGGAGCUAAACUCCGCUACAUUUCUGCUGUGAAAUGCCUCAUGAAGAAGCCAUCCAAGUUGGAUCCUGUCGAUUACCCUGGCGCUAAAUCCCGCUAUGACGACUUCAUCGUUGUCCACAUGAAGCAGACGCCAUACAUCCACGGCACUGGAAACUUCCUCACCUGGCACCGCUACUAUAUGGCUACAUUUGAAGAAACGCUGAGAAACGAGUGCCACUACAAUGGCACACAGCCAUACUGGAACUGGCCGAAAUGGUCCCAAAGCCUGGAGACAAGCCCACUUUUUGAUGGUAGCCCGACAAGUCUUGGUGGCCAGGGAUACAAGACGAAAGUAAAUGGCACGGCUCAGAGACCUGCUGGUGAAGGCGGUGGUUGUAUCGCUAGUGGACCGUUCAAGGGCUUGCAAAUGAACCUUGGACCUCGCGGGCUCGCAACGAACCUGCCUGACCGACCGAACCCUCGUGCGGAUGGCUUCGGAUAUAACCCUCGCUGCGUCAGACGUGAUAUUUCCAGCUAUCUUACACGACGCGAUGGCACAAUGGAAAAAGUCGUUGGUCUCAUCUUGAACAACACGGACAUUGGAUCCUUCCAGACACAUAUGCAGGGAAACCCAAGUGUCCACAGUAUGGGCCAUUACAGCGUCGGUGUAGAUCCGGGAAGUGAUAUUUACGCUUCACCUGGUGAUGUUUAUUUCUGGUUCCAUCAUGGCAUGAUUGAUCUGGUAUAUGCGGUCUGGCAAGCGCUUGACUUUCCGAAUAGGCAGCAGGUUAUUUCGGGUGGUACGCUAUUUUGGAACGGAACAGACAGCAGACGGGCGACUUUAAAUGACACCAUCGAUAUGGACAUACUCAGGACCGACAAGCCAUUGCAGAUCAAGGACCUAGUCAGUACAGUCAACGGGCCGUUUUGCUACCUGUACGAGUAA